AUGACUUCCGCUCCGCGGUGCCGCAGCCCUCCGAGAGCGGGCAGGCCGGCCUUCUCUGAGCGAGCUCACCCGGCCGCUUCCUCUGCCUCCGCUGCUCUCCUGAGCACGCUUCCCCCCAUGAGCCGGGGCGGGCGCAGCCGGGACUGGCGAUCGGGACGCUUGGUUCGCACUGGUCGUCCCCCGACCCCUCCACGCCGCCACUCUCGACUCUCGACCGUCACCCCAAAUUGCCAGCGUAUGAAGUUAUCACGCUUAACAUCUCCUGACCCGAGGACUUGGGUCCCGCCCCCGCCGGCAGAGCCAAUCGAAACCCGGGGCGGGGUCCUCCAGAAGCGCGCGCACGCGCGGGCUGGCGGCCCGAAGGCCCGGCGGCCCGGGGUGAUGAACCCAGCGGGUCUCAGCGCCCAGGCUAGGGGGCAACCGUCGCCACCGGAGGCGCGGCCGGCCGUAAACUCCGAGGAGGAGCUCUACGACUGCCUGGAUUACUACUACCUGCGCGACUUCCCGGCCUCCGGGGCUGGGCGCAGCAAGGGCCGGACGCGGCGCGAGCGGGAACUGCGCACCAACCGGCCGGUGCCCGGCGGCCACGAGCGCAAGAUCGCGCAGAAGCUCGUCAACGGCCAGCGCAAGCGUCGCCAGCGCCAGUUGCAGCCACGGCCGCGCACUCGCCUCCCCUGAGCGCCGGAUACCCGAAGGACCUGAUAAAAGUAUUUUCUCUACCUCCAGCGGUAACUGGUCCUAAAGGGGAGAGAAUCGAUGUUGGUCAACAGAACUUCUUUUUGACAUCGCUUAAGUUUACUGCUUCAGUAUCUUCUCCUUAGUGAUUAUUAAGUAACAUCCAAGUGGGUAUGCCUUUUUAGGGUUUUUAAUUAAAAGAGAGCAGCAAGAAUGGCAUUUUAA
Equus caballus (horse) is the source of this 900-nucleotide messenger RNA. The record is from RefSeq and is a predicted model, not a curated record. NCBI's taxonomy places the organism in Eukaryota, Metazoa, Chordata, Mammalia, Perissodactyla, Equidae.